Stereum hirsutum FP-91666 SS1 is the source of this 1450-nucleotide messenger RNA. RefSeq lists its product as uncharacterized. Bases 146 to 850 code for a protein of 234 amino acids. The transcript is spliced from 3 exons. NCBI's taxonomy places the organism in Eukaryota, Fungi, Basidiomycota, Agaricomycetes, Russulales, Stereaceae. Gene Ontology annotation, cellular component: endoplasmic reticulum membrane; endoplasmic reticulum. Gene Ontology annotation, biological process: 'de novo' protein folding. The record is from RefSeq and is a predicted model, not a curated record.
ACCGUCUUCACCGUCCUCCUCCUCCCUCCUCUCGCCGUCGUCUCCAUCGUGCUCGCCGUCUUCCACGUCGUAGCCUCCGACUCGCAUACUGUGCACACCGUUUUUCUCCUAGCCCAUCGCCAGCAACUACUCUACUACGUCUAAUAUGUAUCUUCUGCACCUGGCUGCCCUCGUUCUCGCCACUGUCAAUGCCGCCCUCGCACAAGACAUAGUGUAUGACUCUAUCCACAACGCCACUGUCAUUACCGGCACUUGGGCAUCAGGAGCGAAGAACGUCGUCACUGGUUCGGGCUUCGCUAACCCAGCAAACGAGUCGUUCACAUACCCAAAGACAACAGGUGUCUCAUACUCAUUCUCCGAUGACGGGUUCUACGAGAUUGCGAGAUAUCGCUUCACUGGCAACGGCACACAACCGAACUGCAUCACUGGCGUUGUCAACUGGGUUCACGGCAAAUACGAACUGGUCUCUAACGGCUCAAUCGUCAUGACACCAUUCGGCGAUGGUUUCCAACAAAUUCAAGAUACUUGCGCUGCCGUCUCAAACUUCAUCGAGACCUACAACGACACUGAGCUCUACAACUCGUGGCGUAUAUUCACAGACCCCACCGACGGCUACAAGCUUCAUCUGUUCAACUACGAUGGUAGUGCUGUCGCUCCCCAGUUCCAGGUCUCCACCACUCCGAAUAUGCUUCCCACCUACUCGCUCCGGAACGAUUCGACCACCACCGUCGAAAAGAGGAGUUUUUUCAAGAGGACCUCCGAUGCUACCAGCACGAAAUGGAGUACUUCGCGAGUGGCAGCUGGAUUCGCCACUAUGGGUGGUAUCACCCUCUUGGCAGCGCUCUUGUAGAUGGGUUGGCUGGUGUUGGUCGUGAUGUCAUUCGUCCUCCCGCAGUAUAGUCAGGGUUAGGUUUUGGACACGCGGAGCCGUCGUCCUUCGUCGGUGAUCCUUUUUGUUCUGCAUUGAUCAAUUACUCUUCUCUUUCUUCUUUCGAACUUUAUUCUUCUCAUAUCUCUAUACAUUUCGUCGAUCUCCGCGAGCACCUAUCACCUUCUAGCUUCUCGCCACCCUUUCACCGUUGCAACUUCAGCCUCCUUCCUACCAUCUUCUCCUAGCAUCGCCUUUGUCCCUUUCUUUUCUUCGCCACCUCUGCGUGAGUAAUGACCGACGCUUCGACUGUAUGACUGAUAUGGAUACCCAACCUCUCCCCGUUGCAUCACAUCGCAUCCCAUACGUAUCAUAGCCCAUUCUUCAGCACAAUCACCCCAUCGUCCGCGUGGUAUCUCACUUUUAACAACUACACCGACACUGGCAGGUCUUUCGUCUUCUCGGGCUCCAGUCCUCUGUAUGCCACUUGAACCGUGUGUUGUGUAGAAAGGCUACGUUCUCUGUGCAUAUGGUAUAGAUGUUGAUAGACCAGGGAGAAUACACGCUCGUUUAGACUCACUU